GUGACCAUUCCAGGCCCAGGCAACGACGGGUCCUGUUUCCAGUUGGAAUUGCACUCGGGAGGAAUGCGGGCUAAUUCAAUUAAGUCUGAAUCUGGAGGCUGUCGGGUCUCCUUUUCAGAGGACCCUGGCUCAAAGUGAAAGCUGGAAAAAGCCUGCUCUGAGUGUUUCGGCCGGGGCUGGAGACACCCACCCAGCCCUGUUUCAGAACUAGGGCUGGCUGCCACUAGGUGUCCAUAGCUGCACAGUCUGCCUCUUCUCCACUUGUCUAAGGCGACACUGUCAGGAAUCAUCCCUUCUGAAGCCUCUGCCCCUUCCCGAUAAGGCAUGGCACUCUGGCGGGCGUACCAAAGGGCCCUGGCUGCUCACCCGUGGAAAGUCCAGGUCCUGACGGCUGGGUCCCUGAUGGGCCUAGGUGACAUUAUCUCACAGCAGCUGGUGGAGAGGCGGGGUCUGCAGGAACACCAGACAGGCCGAACCCUAACCAUGGUGUCCCUGGGCUGUGGCUUUGUGGCCCCUGUACUAGGAGGCUGGUACAAGGUGUUGGACCGGCUCAUCCCUGGCACCACCAAGGUGGAUGCACUAAAGAAGAUGUUGUUGGAUCAGGGGGGGUUUGCCCCGUGUUUUUUAGGCUGCUUCCUCCCAUUGAUGGGGACACUCAAUGGACUGUCAGCCCAGGAUAAUUGGGCCAAAUUACGGAGGGAUUAUCCUGAUGCCCUCCUCACCAACUACUAUCUCUGGCCUGCUGUGCAGUUAGCCAACUUCUACCUAGUCCCCCUGCAUUACAGAAACUGUUCCAGAGUGUCCCCCACUGACCUUCUAUCAUCUCGCUAUGGAGGAUCCUGCUUCUACAACUCUUGUCUCCAUCCCACCUGAGCUCUCCACCUUUGAUGGCAUAUCUGCAGAGACAGUGCCUCACUGGGGUGCUGCAUCCUAGGUUAGACAGAAAGGUAGACCUAAAGGCUUUGUCAGGUUAGUUUACUGCAAAGCAUUAUUUUGCUUUAAUAAUAAAGGUCAUUGCUGAGAGACAAUAAAAAAUAGUGUGGAACUCAAAAUGAGUUGUUAAAAAUGCUUGCAGGUGAGGUAUCUUGGAAACAGAAAAACUCUGAAACUCUUCCGAGAAGACAUGGUCAAAUUUUUCAUGGAUAGCAUAGCUAAAGGAAUACCUACUUACAAACCAAUUCCUAAACAUAAGUGUCCUUUGCAGCAGUCUUUGAAACUAGAGCAAAGUCAAGUUAAAAUAAAGAAGGUCCUAGUGACUGGGAAGGCUGAGGCAGGAGGGUUGCAAGCUUGAGGCCAGCCUGGGCAACUUAAUAAGACCCUGUCUCAAAAUAAAAAUAUUUAAAAGG
Messenger RNA from Marmota monax (woodchuck), 1346 nucleotides. It is a transcript of the gene Mpv17, whose product is annotated as mitochondrial inner membrane protein MPV17. Lineage: Eukaryota; Metazoa; Chordata; Mammalia; Rodentia; Sciuridae. The coding region runs from base 325 to 873 and encodes 182 amino acids. Gene Ontology annotation, cellular component: cytoplasm; membrane. The transcript is spliced from 8 exons. The record is from RefSeq and is a predicted model, not a curated record.